AUGAAUCCAUCGUUGCCCGGGACGAUCUGGAUACCUGCCGGGAUAGCAGCCAAGAGAGCUGCUGACGCACUCGCGGCUGCUUGUGCUGGAGGUGGUGGUGGUGGAGGUGGUGGUGGAGGUGGAGGUGGUGGUGAUGGAGGUGGUGGUGGAGGUGGUGGUGGUGGUGGUGGUGGUGGUGGUGGUGGUGGUGCUGGUGGUGGUGGUCUAGGACCUCCACCGCCUCCGGGCGGACCUCCUCCUCCUCCGGGCGGCGGUGGUGGUGGAGGGCCAGCUGGAGGCGGUGGUGGUGGUGGUGGUGGGCCAGCUGGAGGCGGUGGUGAUGGUGGUGGUGGGCCAGCUGGAGGCGGUGGUGAUGGUGGUGGUGGUGAUGGUGGUGAUGGUGGUGGGCAUCAUUAG
Messenger RNA from Morchella importuna, 396 nucleotides. RefSeq lists its product as uncharacterized. The coding region runs from base 1 to 396 and encodes 131 amino acids. The record is from RefSeq and is a predicted model, not a curated record. The transcript has 2 exons. NCBI's taxonomy places the organism in Eukaryota, Fungi, Ascomycota, Pezizomycetes, Pezizales, Morchellaceae.